UCUUUUUCACGACCACAAAAUUUAAGCGAUUUGACAGGAAGAAAAAAGAAUUUGUUCAUAAGUGGUUUAACACUUUACUCUCUGUUAGCUGAUCAAUUCAAUAAAACGUCAUCUUCGGCCCUUUUUUUAAAAAUACAAAUUAGGUUGGUAAUCGCUUGUUCUGCAGCUGUUGUUUACAUCAUGGCGGUCCACGAGCAUACCUUUUUAAGUUUAAAUUGCUUUUUUAUGGGAGUUUCGUCAUGUCUUGGUCUUUUAAUUGUUCGAACUUGGACCCACAUAGCUGCGUUAUUGCCCGCUUUUCUCUGUGUUGACUACAUCUAUUUAAAGGGAUUCCUGCGAGAUGAGGAGUAUAGGGUUGGAGUUAGAGCUACAUUUCUAGGUGUUGUAUUUGCAAUUGGUGUUAUAAUUGUUGACCUCGGAUCCAGUCCCCUCAAACCUCUCGGAGUGCAUACCUGUGUGCUGUCUAUGUUUCACUUCUCUGAAUUUUUGGCCAUUGCAGUCACUAACCCAGGCACACUUUCCGUUCGCUCAUAUGUAUUAGACAAUGGUUGGGAGUAUAAGGUAGCUGCUAUAGCAUGCUGGCUUGAAUAUUUUGUGGAAUUUUAUCUUUUCCCAGGUUUAAAAACAACAUGGUACUUAAAUGCUAUCGGAUUGUUAAUGUGCGUCUCUGGUGAGUUUUUGAGAAAACUCGCUAUGUGGACUGCAAGCACAAAUUUCAAUCACGAGGUUCAGAGUGUACACAAGAAAGACCAUGUGCUCAUUACUGACGGAAUCUACAAGUACAUGAGGCACCCAUCAUAUGUAGGAUGGUUUCUCUGGUCUGUAGGAUCACAGAUUUUAGUUGUGAACCCCAUUUGUUUGAUUGGAUACACUUUUGUGAGUUGGUCAUUUUUCAACCAGCGAGUGUUUUAUGAAGAGAUAACUUUGCUGAACUUUUUUGGGAAUUCGUAUUACAAUUAUCAGCAGACUACAGGAACUGGACUGCCCUUCAUCAAAGGAUAUGUUCUCCCUGAAAGCGAUAUUGAUGCUGAUGACUCAAACACUUCUUAAGGCCAUAUAAUUUUACUUCACUGUCUCAUUGACCUUCCCCUACUUUGUGGUCAGCUCCAUAAAUUGUUUUCUCACAUUUUAGUUUGUACUUCCUAUUGUUAACUUCUUUUCUUCGACAAACUGUGUGACUGUAUGCGUUUAAUUAAUAAGCUAACUUGUGCCAAUGUAUACUUGCAUUUCAUGUGCCCAUUAAUAUUAUGUGUGUAUAAAUGUAUAGAAUGUCUAUGUGGAGCAUAAUUUUCUCAGGAAACGAGGCAGACCCUUAUCAGGUAUUACAAAAACAGAGUGGUAGUGUGAUGCCAUACAAAUGUCACAAACCAUGUAUCAAUUUUAAUUGUGUAUUUGUCAAAAAUGAGUUUCUAAUUUUCGAUUUGUUUUUAUGGGUGAAAAAUGACAUUAGGACAGCAAACCUAUUUUUGAACAAUUUGUACUUACCGUUAGAAGUAAGUACUAUAUGACUGACUCUAAUUUUAUGUUGUGUUUUUUCCAAUCAUUUCUCAUUUAGUACCAAAUUGUUAUUAUUAUUACCAAUUGAAACCUAAUGUAAUAUGUUGUUUGCUUACACUCUUGUAAUGUUUGUUUUGCUGUGGUAACCUGUGAUAUGUUUAGUUGUAUUAAAAAUUGAUUUUUGUCCCUUCAUA
Thrips palmi is the source of this 1691-nucleotide messenger RNA. It is a transcript of the gene ste14, whose product is annotated as protein-S-isoprenylcysteine O-methyltransferase. The coding region runs from base 181 to 1050 and encodes 289 amino acids. Gene Ontology annotation, molecular function: protein C-terminal S-isoprenylcysteine carboxyl O-methyltransferase activity. Lineage: Eukaryota; Metazoa; Arthropoda; Insecta; Thysanoptera; Thripidae. Gene Ontology annotation, cellular component: membrane; endoplasmic reticulum. Gene Ontology annotation, biological process: C-terminal protein methylation. The record is from RefSeq and is a predicted model, not a curated record. The transcript has 5 exons.